Messenger RNA from Gastrolobium bilobum, 1914 nucleotides. Its product is annotated as protein indeterminate-domain 12-like. The record is from RefSeq and is a predicted model, not a curated record. Gene Ontology annotation, molecular function: DNA-binding transcription factor activity. The coding region runs from base 408 to 1841 and encodes 477 amino acids. The transcript has 4 exons. Gene Ontology annotation, cellular component: nucleus. Lineage: Eukaryota; Viridiplantae; Streptophyta; Magnoliopsida; Fabales; Fabaceae.
CUCAUCCACAUUCUUCUCCUUAGCUCUUCUCUCUUUCUCCCUCAUCCACACACACACACACACAAAUAACUCAUGAAAAUUUAACUGUGCUUAAUUAGCAUACUCUUGAAGCACACUUUGCGGAGCUAGUUGCCAGCGAGAUUUGGUUGUUUAAGACCUUAAGAAGCUAGCUAGAUUUGGAUAUAUAUGCUUAUAUAGAUAGGUUUUGAAGCCAAUAAUCCAUCUCGGGAUCCAUUCAUCUUUCUCAGCUUUUCUUCUUAGUUUCUCUCUUGGCGGUGUUCUCAAGAAGCUACAAGGUUGAAGAAUAGAGAAAACUAUAUAAUUAAGGUGGAUCCAUGAGCUAAAGAGAUCAGAUCCAUUCCCUACCAUAUGUUUCCUUUUCCGGUGUAAGCAGAUUGUGAUAAGACAUGAUGAAAGGCUUGGUGGUUGAUGAAAAUAUGUCCAAUUUGACAUCUGCAUCAAGUGAAAUAAGUGCUUCUUCCGGAACAAGGAAUGACAAUGGUUCUCUACAUCCUCAGUACUCAUCUACUUCAACAAAUCAAGAACCACAGCCCAAAAAGAAGAGAAGCCUUCCAGGAUACCCAGACCCUGAGGCUGAAGUGAUAGCCUUGACUCCCAAGACCCUCAUGACAACAAACCGGUUCAUUUGUGAGGUUUGUAACAAAGGGUUUCAAAGAGAUCAGAAUCUACAGCUUCAUAAAAGAGGGCAUAAUUUGCCAUGGAAGCUAAAGAAGAAAAAUAGCAAAGAAAUAACAAGAAAGAAAGUAUAUAUAUGCCCAGAGCCAACAUGCGUUCACCAUGACCCAUCAAGGGCCCUUGGGGACCUCACUGGAAUCAAGAAACACUUUUUCAGGAAGCAUGGGGAGAAGAAAUGGAAGUGUGACAAGUGCUCCAAGCGUUACGCAGUUCAAUCGGAUUGGAAAGCUCACUCCAAAAUUUGUGGCACCAGAGAGUAUAAAUGUGACUGUGGAACCCUUUUCUCUAGGAGGGAUAGUUUUAUAACUCACAGAGCCUUCUGUGAUGCUUUAGCACAGGAAAGUGCUAGAACAAUCACAGCAAUGAACCCUUUACUAUCCACUCACACACAACUUCAUAGCCAUGGCUUUCAACCACCAUCAUCAGUGAAAAUAGAACAAGGGUUCAACUUAAGACCAGAAAUUCCACCAUUUCACCAAAUGCAUUUCGACCAGUGCUUAAUCCAGCAUGAAAACCCUAACCCUACAACUACUUUGUUUCCUUCUUUCCAUUCCAAUGUUUCUCCUCACAUGUCUGCCACUGCUUUGUUGCAAAAGGCAUCACAAAUAGGUGUAACAGUAACGGCACCUUCUCAUGGCAUGCUUAGACCCCACCACUUGAAGCAGCAGGUUCACGUGCAUGAAUAUUUUAAUACAACUGGGUAUAAUAUGGCUUCAUCUUCAGCUGUUUCUGGAAUGGUUAUGCCGUCACGUGAAGAAAUAGGAACUGGGUUUGGUCAUGGUUUGGCAUCUUAUGGGAAUAAAGCUGCAACUACUUCAGAUUACUUGGAAGAAUGUGAUGCUGCAAACACAGAAGCUGAUCAAGAAUAUUCUCUUUUUAAUGAUGUGAUGGCAAGUACUAUGCAUUCAGCUAGUGGGUUUGAGGAGGCUAUGACUAUGAAGGGUAUGUUUAAUUCUCCAAGAGGUAAUGAACUUGUUUCAAAAUCAACACUAUCACCUGCAGCUGGUGCCAACGAUGAAAUGACAAGAGAUUUUCUGAGCCUUAAAGCAUUUUCUCAAAGGGAAUUCUUCAAUAUAUCUGAGAUUGAUCACUUGGGUUCAUCAUAUGGCAAACAAAAUCAUAACCAAGGACCUUGGCAAGGGUAAUUAGGUUUGUAUUUAACAACUCCUUUCGAAUACGAUUUUCUGUGUACCUGAAAUUUCAUUGCAUUUUUACUAA